ACGCGGCGGGAGGCGCCAUGGCCGAGACCGCGCCCGUCCCCGCGCCCGACGUGGCCGCUGCCGCCGCCCCGGCCCCGGCCAAGGGUUCGGCCGCCGCCAAGAAGCCGAAGAAGGCGGCGGGCGGCUCCAAAGCUCGCAAGCCGGCGGGCCCCAGCGUCACCGAGCUGAUCACCAAGGCCGUGUCCGCCUCCAAGGAGCGCAAGGGGCUCUCGCUCGCCGCGCUCAAGAAGGCGUUGGCCGCCGGCGGCUACGAUGUCGAGAAGAGUAACAGUCGUAUCAAGUUGGGGCUUAAGAGCCUGGUCAGCAAGGGCACCCUGGUGCAGACCAAGGGCACCGGCGCCUCCGGCUCCUUCCGUCUUAGCAAAAAGCCCGGCGAAGUGAAGGAAAAAGCCGCCAAGAAGCGGACAGCCGCCGCCAAGCCCAAGAAGCCGGCAGCCAAGAAGCCCGCUAGCGCCGCCAAGAAGCCCAAGAAAGCGGUGACAGUGAAGAAGAGCCCCAAGAAAGCGAGGAAGCCGGCGGCUGCCGCGGCCAAGAAGGUGGCCAAGAGCCCCAAGAAGGUGACCAAGGCUGCCAAGCCCAAAAAAGCGGCGGUAGUAGCAGCGAAGAGCCCGGCCAAGGCGAAGGCGGUGAAGCCCAAAGCAGCCAAGCCCAAGGCGGCCAAGCCCAAAGCAGCCAAGGCGAAGAAGGCGGCGCCCAAGAAGAAAUAGAUCGUCCUGAAAAAAUCCUGUCUGCCUUGCAGAUAAACCCAACGGCUCUUUUAAGAGCCACCCAAGCUUUCCCAAUAAGAGCUGAAACGCUU
This is a messenger RNA of Harpia harpyja (harpy eagle), 799 nucleotides long. Its product is annotated as histone H1.11L-like. NCBI's taxonomy places the organism in Eukaryota, Metazoa, Chordata, Aves, Accipitriformes, Accipitridae. The coding region runs from base 18 to 707 and encodes 229 amino acids. The record is from RefSeq and is a predicted model, not a curated record. Gene Ontology annotation, biological process: nucleosome assembly. Gene Ontology annotation, molecular function: DNA binding; structural constituent of chromatin. Gene Ontology annotation, cellular component: nucleosome. The transcript has a single exon.